GGCCGCGGGAGGAGCUGGGGCCCCGCGGCCGCUGACUCAGUCGCGCGGAGGAAGGGACGCGAGAGGUGGCCUCAGGCCGGCCAGACAGAGUUCGCUAGGGAAGGAGCGGAGAGCUGGUUCCGGCGUGAGGAGACCCUGAAAAAGAGGAGCGCCAAAGGGACGACUGGAAGAGGAAGAUGCCUACCACAGACUUUCUGAUGUUGAAGUCCUUUGAGCCCUACUUAGAGAUUUUGGAAGCAUACUCUACAAAGGCCAAGAAUUAUGUAAAUGGGCAUUGUACCAAGUAUGAGCCCUGGCAGCUAAUUGCAUGGAGUGUCUUGUGGACCCUGCUGAUUGUCUGGGUAUAUGAGUUUGUCUUCCAGCCAGAGAGUUUAUGGUCAAGGUUUAAAAAGAAGUCUUUUAAGCUCAUCAGGAAGGCACCUGUUUUGGGGGAGAAGAUACAAGAGAAGAUAAACAAAGCCAAGGAGGAUAUUAGCAAGAAUAUGUCAUUCCUGAAAGUGGAUAAAGAGUAUGUGAAAACUUUGCCUGCCCAGGGUCUGAGCUCAUCUGCAGUUCUGGAGAAACUCAAGGAAUACAGCUCCAUGGAUGUUGUCUGGCAAGAAGGGAGAGCCUCCGGAGCCGUGUACAGUGGGGAGGAGAAGCUGACUGAGCUCCUCGUGAAGGCUUACGGAGAAUUUGCAUGGAGUAACCCCCUGCAUCCGGAUAUCUUCCCAGGACUGCGUAAGAUAGAGGCAGAAAUUGUGAGGAUAGCUUGUUCCCUGUUCAACGGGGGACCAGAUUCCUGUGGAUGUGUGACCUCUGGGGGUACAGAAAGCAUACUGAUGGCCUGCAAAGCUUAUCGGGACCUGGCCUUUGAGAAGGGUAUCAGAACUCCAGAAAUUGUGGUUCCUCAAAGUGCUCAUUCUGCAUUUGACAAAGCAGCCCAUUAUUUUGGUAUGAAGAUUGUGCGGGUCCCACUGACCAAGAUGAUGGAGGUGGAUGUGCGGGCGAUGAGGAGAGCCAUCUCCAGUAACACCGCCAUGCUCGUGUGUUCUGCCCCGCAGUUUGCUCACGGUGUGAUAGAUCCUAUCCCUGAAGUGGCCCAGCUGGCCGUCAAAUACAAAAUACCUCUUCACGUAGACGCUUGUCUGGGGGGCUUCCUCAUCAUCUUUAUGGAGAAAGCAGGAUACCCACUGGAGCAACCAUUUGAUUUCCGGGUGAAAGGUGUGACCAGCAUUUCAGCCGAUACCCAUAAGUACGGCUACGCCCCCAAAGGCUCUUCGCUGGUGUUAUACAGUGACAAGAAGUACAGGAACUAUCAGUUCUUCGUUGCUCCGGAUUGGCAGGGUGGCAUCUACGCUUCCCCAACCAUUGCAGGCUCACGGCCUGGUGGCAUUAGUGCAGCCUGUUGGGCUGCCUUAAUGCACUUGGGUGAGGACGGCUAUGUUGAAGCUACCAAACAGACCAUCAAAACUGCUCGCUUCCUCAAGUCAGAACUAGAAAAUAUCAAAGGCAUCUUUGUUUUGGGGAAUCCCCAAGUAUCAGUCAUUGCUUUGGGCUCCCAUGAUUUUGACAUCUACCGAUUAUCUAACCUGAUGACUGCUAAGGGCUGGCACUUGAACCAGUUGCAAUUCCCACCUAGUGUUCAUUUCUGUAUCACAUUAGUACAUGCCCGGAAGCGAAUAGCCAUACAAUUCCUAAAGGACAUCCGGGAAUCUGUCACUCAAAUCAUGAAGAAUCCUAAAGCAAGGACCACAGGAAUGGGUGCCAUCUACGGCAUGGCCCAGACAAUCUCUGACAGGAAUCUGGUUGCGGAAUUAACCUCGGUCUUCUUGGACAACUUGUACACCACAGACUCUGACAUCCAGGGCAGCCAAAUAAACGGCUCUCCAAAACCCCGCUGAACUUGGACCCUUUCUAGUCCCAAGGGGCUUCUGGACUUCAGAAGGUUCUGGGGUAUGGAACAGGUCAUGCAAAACUGAGACAUCUGGUCUUGCUCCAUAGAGCACAAGAUGACCACAAGACAGCUUGAUCCUCAGGAUUCUUAUUCCUCCUUUUGUCAUCUUUUUGUGUUUUUUUAAUUUGAAGACUUAGAAGGAUUCCAUAAUGUGAUGAUUUUGCCCUUGUUUAGAAAUGUUACUGUAGGAAUUGUUAUCAUUUCCUCCUCUAACUUCUUUAGCUUUUAAUUUCACUUUAUCAUUGUAUGGUGGCUCUGACCUGUCCUGAUUCCUUAGGGAAGCUGGGGUACUUUUAUGAAUAGCAUAAGGGUUUAUUUGUUAUCUCAGGCAGAUGUUUUGGCUGGUCAGAUAGGAAGCACUAUGUAACAGAUGUUUCCCCAGCUGGGUGUUAAUUACACUUUAAGCAGGAGGCUCAUUCAGCCCUUCUCUUAGGAGGAGGUUAGUUGUCUCUCUUAGAAUCACUUUUAUUUUUCCAGGACACACAUCCACCAGGCCAUUGUUCUCUAUUAUGUAGGACUUGCUUAGUCUACCAAGGCAGGGUUUGGGGUGGUCCAUUUGGAGUGGUCUUUUCUGUGCUUGCAGUCCCCGUUUGACAUGGUUGUCACCAUCUUUGCAGACUCUUGUUUGAAGUGAUGCUCCCAUUGAUCUGUUCUUGUUCUCAUGGACUAGGAAGAGAUAUUCUUUCCAGAGAAUCUAGGACCUUCUGGCUGCAGUGCAGCUGCCCUGAAUUGGCAGUAGUCAGAGCACACCUGAGCCUUCUUCUGGAUUGGUGAUGAGCAAAAACCAGACCCUUUUCUACACUUUUCUGAAUAUCAGAGUAGGAUGAUACCCAGAUUCAAAUAUGUAUCACCCAAGUUGGUGGUUGUCUACCCCGCCAUUGCUUUAAGCCAUCAUGUAAUGUAAAUAUGUUUGCUUGAAGGCACAGCUCAAAGCACCUUCACAAGUUGCCUUGCCUUACCCUAGGUGGAUGCGAGGAAGGUGUGAAAGGUUUUCUUUUUGCUAAGUGUGUUCUUUCUGCCCCCACCCCCGCCUUUAUUCAAUGUCCAAAAGUACUUAGCUUCAGGUACUGGGUGCUUCUCAGCCCCCCAAAAGGGAGCAGCAAAAGGACAUAAACAUUUUGGGAUAGGAAAGCCCGAUGGCAGGCAGCCAUUGUGGCCUAGGCCCAGAAUUCCUUCAUAAGACUUGUUGCUCAGGGUGGUGCAGGGACAGGACCAGACUCUGCACCCACUUCCUACCCUCUUCUCCCCUAUAGGGGACGCUGGUCUAGGUUGAGCUACUGUCCUGCUCUAAUGACAUAGUAUCAUGUGCCUUCUCAGCAGUGAGCGGUGAGCUCUUCCUGGCCCAGGCCGCAGGGGAAAUGGAUCAGUCUUUGAAGUUUCUAUGUGGGUAGGGGAGACUUAGGACAUGUCAGAAGAAACUUUCCUCUGUUCCAUUCCCCAUCUCAGGGACUCCUGAACGUUCAGCCUCUCCAGGCUGGGAUCCUUUAGCCUCCCCCACUGGGAGUGCUGGCUGAAAGAGCCAAGACUACCGGACUUUUCCUCAAGCUUUUUAGUGCAUUUGUCUCAAGUGUUCUGUAGCACUGUACCUGUUACCCAGCAACUGUGACGAGCUGGCCUUGUUACUGCAGGGCUGGUAGGGUAUGUAUGUGUGUGAUUACUUCCCGUUUGUUCUGCAGUGCGUUGUGGGUUCCAGAAGUGGUUGAUGUUUGGGUGUAUCCGUGUCAGAGGAAGAAGCUGAGAUCCUUAGGACAAGGGAGUCACAUGUUUCCUCCCAGUUACUGAACUGGCAGGCACCUCCUUGAGAGAGUAGCUGUGGUCAGAGGUUGGUGUGAAUCUUCUCGGGUCUCCAGUGCAUGACACUGAAGGAAGUCCAGAGAAGUCCCAAACCUCAGUGCGGAGUGCAGCGGGUACCACUAUGGCUGCGGUGUGCCAGCUGCGGUGGAGAGAAGCGUGGGCCCUGCUGAGUGUGCGGGUGUUUCCAGUGUCUCCCCAGGACCAGGCCCCAGAGCCACUUACUACUUCUGCACUAUGACAACAUUGGUGUUUUUCAAAGGGACCUACUGUAGCCACUUAAAUUUAUGAUUAGGAGCCUUAGUGUGACUUAACACUCAUAUACUUUCAUUUUGUGUGUUUGUGCAUCUGUGUGUGCACAUAGUAAUGUCUAGUCUGUGGCAGAAACUGUACUGUCUUGUUACUGCAUUAGAAGUAAGUGGUUGUGAAUAUACUGCCAUGUCACUUUUAAUAUUACCAGUUUUAUACUUGGAAGAUGGUACUUGCUUCUUUUAAAUUUUCUCUCUUUUCUUCUAACCUCCCCCCUUCCCAUCUCAAUGUUUCCUUCCUAAUUGCAGCAAUAAUUUCUUAAAAUGUAAUUAAAUAAUUAAAUGACCC
This is a messenger RNA of Nycticebus coucang (slow loris), 4324 nucleotides long. It is a transcript of the gene SGPL1, whose product is annotated as sphingosine-1-phosphate lyase 1. The record is from RefSeq and is a predicted model, not a curated record. Bases 177 to 1883 code for a protein of 568 amino acids. Gene Ontology annotation, biological process: sphingolipid catabolic process; carboxylic acid metabolic process. Gene Ontology annotation, cellular component: endoplasmic reticulum. The transcript is spliced from 15 exons. Gene Ontology annotation, molecular function: pyridoxal phosphate binding; sphinganine-1-phosphate aldolase activity. Lineage: Eukaryota; Metazoa; Chordata; Mammalia; Primates; Lorisidae.